AGCAAACCUUCUUGUUACAUUUCCUUGGGACUUCUGGAAGCUCUGUCUGAAGUCCCCUGCCCUGAAUCUCUGGAUCACCUGAACAGACAGCGUACUCGACCCAGCUCAGCAGAUGAAGAAUAGGAAACCCAUUCGAGAUAAGAAAUCAUGACGAUGCAGGUAGAACCGAAUGAUACACAUGAAUUAGCUCUGGAAGUGAACCCUUCUGCCCAGCCUUUGGAGGAUGAAGCCUGCAAGGAGCUACCUGUCAAGGAGAAAACCCCGUGCUGCACCAAGUUGAAGAUCUUCCUUGCUGCCCUGUGCUUUUCCUACUUCUGUAAGGCAUUUUCUGGGGCCACCAUGAAAAGUUCAUUCACACAACUGGAACGGAGAUUUGGCCUUUCAUCUUCUACCACUGGCUUUGUGGAUGGAGGCUUUGAACUGGGCAAUCUGUUAGUGAUAGUCUUUGUGAGUUACUACGGGGCAAAAUUUCAUCGGCCCCGCAUCAUUGCUAUUGGUUCUUGUGUCAUGUCUCUGGGGAGCUUCUUAAUAGCAAUGCCUCACUUCUUCAUGGGCUAUUAUAAAUAUGAGACAAUAGUCCGUUCAUCAGACAACAUAACAUUCGAUGUCACUCCCUGCUCAAGAAAUCACACUGUUGCAGGAUUAGAAGGGAUUCCAGGUUCAGACUGUGAAAAGGAAACUUCUUCCAAUGCGUGGAUUUAUGUCUUACUGGGGAAUAUGUUACGUGGAAUUGGUGAAACUCCAAUAACCCCACUGGGUAUUUCUUACCUUGAUGAUUUUGCUAAAGAAGAUGAUUCACCUUUUUAUAUAGGCAUUCUGCACACCGUGGCAAUGUUUGGCCCGAUGGUCGGCUUUCUCUUGGGGUCUUUGUUCGCCAGACUGUAUGUGGACAUUGGCUUUGUAGAUAUGGAUACAAUCAAUAUAACCCUGACUGAUUCCCGCUGGGUCGGCGCCUGGUGGCUGGGCUUUAUAGUAGCUGGUAUCAUCAACCUGAUUUCUGCCAUUCCCUUCUUCUUCAUGCCUAAAAGUCUGAAUGAGGAAGAUGAGUCCGAUCUUAAGCAAAAGUCCCCAGAUGCUGCGAAACAGAACGGUGAUGGACAUCAGGUACCCAGAUCUCAGGAAGCUGUAAAGUUGCAUUCAGGUUUGAAAGAUUUCUUUAAGUCCCUGAAAAGACUAUUGACCAAUGGAAUGUAUGUUGUAAUGUUGUGUGUUACACUGCUGCAGUUCAGUAGCUUCUUUGGUUAUCUGACAUACAGUCCAAAAUAUAUGGAGCAGCAGUACGGUCAGUCAGCCUCCAGGUCUAAUUUUGUAACAGGUUUGAUCAUCUUACCAGCUGUGAGUGUUGGCAUUCUUCUAGGAGGGUUCAUCAUAAAAAAAUACAAAUUAGGCCUGAUAGGUAUUACAAAAUUGGCUUUUGGAGCAUCUUUUGUUGCCUUCCUCAUUUCACUUUUAUAUGUGGUGAUGGGAUGCGAGAAUCGCACAGUGGCUGGAUUAACAGUGUCCUAUGAAGGACAACCGGUCCCAUGGCAUGCCAGUUCCUUAUCUUCCACCUGCAACUUUGACUGCAACUGUGCUGCAAACCAGUGGGAUCCAGUCUGUGGAGAGGAUGGAAUCACUUAUGUUUCAGCCUGUUUUGCUGGAUGCAAAAACUUAACGAGAUCUGGGAAAAAUACAGUUUUUCAUAAUUGUAGCUGCCUUGAAAAUUCGGGUUUCAUGAGGAGAAAUCUCACAGCUGUCUUGGGAGAAUGUCCAAGAAGUGAUGCGUGUUCGAGGAAUUUUAUAUAUUUCAUAGUAAUAAAACUAAUAAGUUCCUUUAUCUAUUCAUUGGGAGGGACAUCUUUUUAUAUGAUCGUGAUAAGAUGCAUUGACAAAGAUCUGAAAUCCCUUGCUGUUGGUGUCUUUAUGCUUGUUGUGAGAGCUCUGGCUGGAAUUCCAGCCCCAGCUUAUUUUGGAGCAGCAAUAGACAGGACCUGCUUGAAGUGGGCACGAACCAGUUGCGGAAAGCAAGGAGCAUGCAGACUGUAUGAUGCUACAGCAAUCAGAUAUACCUUUUGGGGCCUUUGCUUUGGCCUAAGAGGACCAUCCUAUCUGCUGGCACUGUUGUUUUUCAGGCUUGUAAAGAAAAAAUUUGGUAGAAAAGAGGCCGACGCCACUGAAAACCAAAGGCAAGAAGACGGCAACUUGAAUGAAGACACAAAACCACAUGACACUAAUUCUGUGGCAGCUUCUUUAGAGGCAGACAAAGAGACUUCCAUGUAGAGAAAACAACCGGCAUGAAGGAAUCAGACUAUUGUAUGUCGCUCAUGGGAGCAUCUGAAUCUUGUCAAAGUUUUUUGUGGCCCUGUCAAGCCCUGGAUCUGUAGACAAUCACCAGACUUUAGAUUUCAAAUCAAAAGCCUUUAUUGACAGACAUUGGAUAAAGAAGCCAGAUAUGUCUUUGGGUACAGCCUUGUAUCCCCUGAGUUCUCCCACUGCCUCUUUCUCACCCCAUAUCAAAGGCAGAGUGAAACAGGACAGGAAUACUAUAGCUGUUUCUUUCUCAAGGUCAGCAUGAAAAGAUAAAGUCAGGGGCUGGCGUUUGGGGCACCUGUAGUUCGCUGCAUGUUGCAGAUGAAGGGAAGGUGGGAAACUGAAAGUAAAGUGGAUGCCCAUUAACAUAACAGAGUCCUCUUUGAUAUCCAGAAUGCUUUUCCUGACAUUCCGCCCCUUCUAAGGCUCCCCUCCCCCUUUUGGUCGUUCCGGGUAGGCUAGCUGAAAACAAUCUGAGGCACCCGAACAUGGAGGGCAUCCACCCACUCAUUGUGCGCAGCUGGGAGACUACUCCAAUAUUCGAGAUACUGCAGGUGGUUUUGGUGGAUUCGGGAGUCCAGGAUUGCGUCUACUUCCUGAUGGAUUUCGCCCCCAAUCCUAGUAGGAAGGGGAGGCUCGUGCUGUGGGUGCCACAUGUCUGGUGGGGUUGCCUUCUUCAGCAAGCUCCAAUGAAACACAGGGUGCAUCUUUCUCAAGCUCUUUGGUAGAUUUAGUUCCAUGGUUACUGUAUUGAUUUUGUGUACAAUUUAAAACGGCCCCAUGAAUUUUCUCUUUCACAUGUACUGUUGUCAAGCCA
Molecule: messenger RNA, 3106 nt
Organism: Sphaerodactylus townsendi
Lineage: Eukaryota; Metazoa; Chordata; Lepidosauria; Squamata; Sphaerodactylidae
Product: solute carrier organic anion transporter family member 1B3-like
Exons: 15
Coding region: 148-2259 (703 amino acids)
Biological process (GO): sodium-independent organic anion transport; transmembrane transport
Cellular component (GO): membrane
Molecular function (GO): protein binding
Source: RefSeq, a predicted model, not a curated record